GACGGCAGAAAGUUGUGAGCACGAGGUUGAAGAAGAAACUACUUUUUUGAGCUGAUCCUAAAAAGACUGCUUCAAAUUCGUUUCGUAUCCGUAACAAACUCAAAAAAGUAAUGAGUCAGUCGGAUCUAACCUCAAAUCACUCCGAUCCUGAGAUGGAUUUUACACUUACUCCGUGUGCAGCCUGCAACAAGACGUCAUCGGAGAAUGAAGGGAUGGUCGGUUGCGAUUCCUGUAGUAGAUGGUUCCACUACCGAUGCGUAGGAGUGACGGCAGUCGUGAAGAAAGAGAAGAAAUGGUUCUGCUCGGAUGCGGCUUGUCAAGAGAUGGCGAUAAAAUACCAGACCAAGAAGCCUCCGAAGAAAAGCUCUACUCGUUCCACUACAAAGUCAGACGCGGUUCCUACCCAGGAGGAGAAACUCAAAGCAAUGGAAGAGGAAUUCAAGCGGAAGAUGCAAGAGUUGGAAUUUGAGCGGAUCAUUAAGGAGAAGGAAAUGGAGUUCAAACUGGCGCUGCAAGAGAGGAAGCUGCAGAUGGAGAAGGAGAUACAGAUGGCUCAGGAGAAGCUGUUGUUGGAACGAGCCCGGGAGGAAAAAACUCGACACCUGAAAGAGAUGAAGGCAAUGCGGGAGUCCUACCAGGAGGAAAUGGCCGGUAUGGAGGAAAAGUUUGCCCUAAUGCCGAAGCGAGACCCGAAAGUUCCAGCUGAAGAUCCGAAGGAGGGUGUUUCUGAUCCGGAUAGAAAAGCCAGAAUUCUGUCCGGUGAAAAAUUGAAGUUGGAUAAAGCAAGUCCGAAAAAGAAACCGAUUCCGGAGGAAUAUGAAGAAAGCAGCGAUGAAGAUGAAAGCGACGAGAGUGAAAGUGACAAUGAAGAAGAAGCCGACGAUGGGAAAGCAGGUCGUCAGGAGGGUAGCAAAACUGUCCCUCGCGGGCUGGGGCAGCAUCGCACAGGCCCGUCUAAAGCGCAGCUAUCGGCGCGGAGUGGUGUGACGAAAAGGUUACCGGUGUUUACUGGGAGACCGGAGGACUGGUCGCUCUUUUACGGAACGUUCCAAGCAUCGAACGAAGCGUGUGGUUUCACUGACGUGGAAAACCUUGUGAGACUUCAAGAGAGUUUGAGAGGACCAGCUCUCGAAUGCGUGCGAGGACAACUACUUCUUCCGAAAUCCGUCCUAAAGAUGAUCCAAAAACUCCGCCAGUUGUAUGGCAGACCUGAGCUUCUGCUUCAAAGCCAGCUGGAACGCGUUAGGAAAUUGGAUCCUCCGAAGUCCGACAGACUUGCGUCGUUUAUUCCUUUCGGAAAUGCCGAGUUGGUUGACAAGCUCCCGGCUGGAGACAAACGCGAGUGGGUCCGAUACAAGAGGAAGAAGAAGGAAGUAACAUUGCGAACGUUUACCGACUUCGUGUCCAGAAUUGUCGAUGAAGCUUGCGAGGCAAGUGUCAAGCUGGACCUAAAAUACGAGCCAGCGGGAGUCCACCGUGGAAGCAACGAGGUGAGCAAGAGCAGAUCGAAGGAGAAAGGUGUCCUACUCAACCACAGUACCACUGGUGGUGCUGCAAGGAGUACUAGUGAAAAGGCGAAGCCUAAACCGUGCAGAGCAUGUCAGCGCACCGAUCAUCGUUUGCGGUACUGUGAGGACUUUCGUCGAAUGGCCUACGGUGACCGAAUGGAUCUCGUGACAAAGUGGAAGCUAUGCCUCAUUUGCUUGAACGACCACGGGAAUGCUUCCUGCAAGUUCAAGAUUCGUUGUAAUGUCGAAAACUGCCAGGAGAGACAUAAUCCUCUACUCCACCCGCAAGGAGGUUUCAUCGGUACGAGUGCACACAUUCGAUCAGCGAGCGCAAUCCUCUUCCGGAUGAUUCCGGUACGGCUCCAUUGUGGAGGGAAAACGUUGACGACGCUAGCGUUUCUGGACGAAGGUGCGUCGGUUACGCUGAUUGAGAAGGAGUUAGUGGAUCGUUUAGGUAUCGUGGGUGUUCCAGAACGGCUGACUAUUACGUGGACGGCUGAUAUAACUCGCGAAGAGAAAGGUUCCAGGCGAGCUAGUGUGUGGGCGUCAGCCAUCGGCAGUGGGGAAAAAGUGUUGCUGUCCGCUGUCCGCUCGGUCGAAAGUCUGCUUCUCCCUAAACAAUCGUUAGAUUCUUCCAAAAUUUCAAGUGAAUUCUCACACUUGCGCAAUAUUCCGCUCAUGUCGUAUAAAGAUACCAGACCAGGGAUACUGAUAGGGCUCAACAAUCUAGAUGCGUUCGCUCCGCUCGAGGUACGGAUGGGGAAUCCUGGUGAGCCAGUGGCAGUACGCUGCAAACUUGGGUGGACUGUCUAUGGGCCGAAAAAUGAAAUCGCGUCGAAUCCAAGGGAGCUUAUGGGUUUUCAUGACAUCGUCAGCAACGAAGUUCUCCAUGAUUUGCUGAAGACCCACUACGCUCUGGAGGAGUCGGUUGUGGCUGUCAAGAAGGAGACAAAAGAGGACGGAAGGGCCUUGGGUAUCCUGCAGUGCACAACGAAACGACUUGGGAACCGCUUUGAAACCGGUCUGUUGUGGAAGAACGACGAAUUCAGCUUUCCAGACAGCUACCCAAAUGCCGUCAAAAGAUUGAAGCAGCUGGAGCAGAAGCUGGAAAGAAACCCGGCUAUCUCCGAAAACGUCCACAAGCAGAUAGUGGAGUACCAGCAAAAGGGAUACGCUCAUCUAGCUACUCCGGGGGAGCUUUCCGGAACCGAUCCCUGCAAGGCUUGGUACCUGCCACUUAAUGUGGCCCUAAAUCCCCGCAAGCCCGGAAAAAUCCGUCUGGUGUGGGAUGCAGCUGCGAAGGUUGAAGGAGUGUCUCUGAAUUCGCAGCUGUUAAAAGGGCCGGACAUGCUCACUCCUCUAGUGUCCGUUAUCAUCGGGUUCAGAGAGCGUAAAAUCGCUUUCGGUGCAGACAUCCGCGAAAUGUAUCACCAGCUGCGGAUCAUCGAGGCUGACAAACAAGCACAACGUUUUCUCUUCCGGGCGAAUAAAACAGAUCCUCCGAGUGUCUACGUUAUGGACGUGGCUACGUUCGGGUCGACUUGCUCCCCGUGCUCGGCCCAAUAUGUGAAAAACCUGAACGCAACGGAACAUGCCGACAAAUAUCCAGAAGCUGCGGCGGCAAUUAUCAAUCAGCAUUACGUUGACGACUAUUUCGACAGUGCUGAGACCGUUGAAGAAGCGAUUCGUCGAGCGAAAGAAGUGCGGUUCGUCCACUCACAGGGAGGGUUCGAGCUCAGAAACUGGGUCUCGAAUUCGCCUGAAGUUCUUCGGUUAAUGGGAGAGGAGAAAGCUGCUCAAGCGAUCCACUUCGGCCGGGACAAGGAAACCGGCAACGAGCGAGUUCUGGGUAUAAUCUGGAGCCCAGACCAGGAUACGUUCUCAUUCUCGACGGAACAUCGAGAUCACCUGCGUGACUAUCUGAGUGGAACUGAAAGGCCAACCAAAAGAAUAGUCCUGAGUUGUGUCAUGGGAUUCUUCGAUCCGCUAGGCCUGCUAGCGCCCUUCACAGUCCACGGAAAAAUUCUGGUGCAGGAUCUGUGGCGCACUGGUUGUGCUUGGGACGAGAAAGUUGAUGAACGAUGUUGGACGAAGUGGAAGAGGUGGAUCGAGUUGCUUCCGGACGUAGAAAACAUACAAAUUCCUCGCUGCUAUUUCGGUGAUUCGCUGUCGUCAGCAGUAGAGUCGCUGGAGUUACACAUAUUUGUCGACGCCAGUGAAUACGCAUACGGCUGCGUCGGCUAUCUGCGUGCGGUCGUUGAGGGCACCGUGCGCUGUUCUUUAAUAAUGUCGCGUUCCAAGGUAGCACCACUAAAGCGGCAGUCAGUUCCACGUUUGAAAUUAAUGGCGGCCGUGCUGGGUGCCCGAAUGCUGCACACGGUCAUCAAUAAUCACACCGUGAAAUUCCAGAGGAAAGUUCUGUGGACCGACUCGCAAACUGUGCGCAGUUGGAUCCGCUCCGAUCAACACAAUUUCAAGCAAUUCGUUGCAUUUCGGAUAGGAGAGAUAUUGGAGUUGACCAGACGUGGCACCAAUGGAAGGUGUUAUCAACAGCAAAAGGUUCUCGCGGUGGACGACGAUGCUUCGAAGCACGGCAACAGUAUUGCGUUUCGUGGACAAUUGUAG
Toxorhynchites rutilus septentrionalis is the source of this 4133-nucleotide messenger RNA. RefSeq lists its product as uncharacterized. The coding region runs from base 111 to 4133 and encodes 1340 amino acids. The transcript is spliced from 4 exons. The record is from RefSeq and is a predicted model, not a curated record. NCBI's taxonomy places the organism in Eukaryota, Metazoa, Arthropoda, Insecta, Diptera, Culicidae.